Messenger RNA from Pollicipes pollicipes, 1714 nucleotides. RefSeq names its product glycerol-3-phosphate dehydrogenase [NAD(+)], cytoplasmic-like. Gene Ontology annotation, molecular function: protein homodimerization activity; glycerol-3-phosphate dehydrogenase [NAD(P)+] activity; NAD binding. Gene Ontology annotation, biological process: carbohydrate metabolic process; glycerol-3-phosphate catabolic process. Gene Ontology annotation, cellular component: cytosol. NCBI's taxonomy places the organism in Eukaryota, Metazoa, Arthropoda, Thecostraca, Pollicipedomorpha, Pollicipedidae. The record is from RefSeq and is a predicted model, not a curated record.
CAGACUCACCGGUGCGAUCUAGGGCCCUCCUGUCUCCGCAGCGCGUUCUUUCAAUUGAAACGAAAUUUUAUUCUGCGUUUGCCACCAGCGGUCUAUGCCAGCGCUUGCUGUUCUGUUGGCCUUGAGAGUUACUCGCCUACGAAUAUUUACACUCAAGCAGCCAUUCACUCGUCAGGUCUCGAGGAUGGCGGACGCAAAGCGGGUGACAGUGGUGGGGUCCGGCAAUUGGGGGUCUGCGAUCAGCAAGAUUAUCGGUAAGAAUGCCACGAAAUAUGACCAGUUUGAGAAUGAGGUGAAGAUGUGGGUUUUUGAAGAAAUGGUUGAUGGUAAAAAAUUGACAGAAAUCAUCAACACCACUCAUGAGAACGUGAAGUAUCUUCCAAAACACAAACUGCCAGAGAAUGUCGUGGCUGUUCCGGAUUUGGUUGAGGCUGCAAAAGAUGCUGACAUUCUGGUUUUUGUCGUCCCUCACCAGUUCUUGCGCAGGACACUGAAAACCCUUGAGGGCAAGAUCAAGCCAACUGCUGUGGCCCUGUCCCUAAUUAAGGGAUUUGACCUGAAGGAGGAAGGUGGGAUAUCUCUUCUUUCCCAUACCAUCCAAGACAUUUUGAAGAUUGAGGCCAGUGUGCUGAUGGGAGCCAACCUAGCUCCUGAAGUGGCUGCUGAAAAAUUCUGUGAAACCACCAUUGGUUGCAGAACUCCUGCCUAUGAGGACAUGCUGAAAAACCUCAUACAAACAGAGUACUUCCGUGUCAUGGUUGUGGAUGAUGCCAAUGCAGUUGAGCUGUGUGGAGCUUUGAAGAACAUUGUGGCAUGUGGUGCAGGGUUUGUUGAUGGCCUUGGCUAUGGCGACAACACCAAGGCAGCAGUGAUUCGACUGGGUCUUAUGGAGAUGAUAAAGUUUGGUGAAGUGUUCUACAAGGGCUGCCUCCUGUCCACCUUCUUUGAGAGCUGUGGGGUGGCAGACCUGAUCACAACCUGCUACGGUGGCCGCAACAGGAGAAUAGCUGAGGCAUUUGUGAAGACCGGCAAGACCAUUGAAGUGCUGGAGAAGGAGAUGCUCAAUGGACAGUGUGCCCAGGGGCCUGAGACUGCUCGCGAGGUGUUCGUGAUGCUGGAGAGGGAGAAGAACCUGGAUGGUUUCCCACUGUUUGUGGCAAUCCACAGAAUAUGCACUGGUCAGAUACCACCAACUUCCAUGAUUGAAUGCAUCAGGGAGCAUCCAGAACAUCUGCGGAUCCAGCCAAGAAAAUAGUAGUCCGGCAGUCUGAGCUGCCUGUAUGACGUCAUCCAUCUGGUGUGACGUUACGUGGCAACGACAGCUGUUAACCAAUGCGCGGAGGAGCUGAAUGAUCUGUGAUGAGCUGAUAAGCGAGUGCUGGGCGCCUUUUUGGGGGUCAACGACGCGGUGAUUCUUACUUUGGAGUGUUUUCGUUCAAUGAAAUCAUCUGCACGCUUUUCGUUCGGGCUUUUUGUGGCUUUGAUUUGCGCGGUAUGUGUUGUUUUUCUUUGCUCUUGAGAUCGUGUGCUGCCUCGUCUAUCCGUAGCCAUUUUCGAUCUCGUUUUUUGAUUGAUUUCAACGCACGGCUCACUCUUAGAUAUUCGUUGCCCUUAUUACCUGUUUUUUGCGACCUGUUCUUCCCCUCUUGACUGAUUUGAUCAUGCACAGUGACGUAAAUGAAUCGACUAAAUCCAACAAGAUCGGACCGUGUUA